Melanaphis sacchari is the source of this 5265-nucleotide messenger RNA. Its product is annotated as probable WRKY transcription factor protein 1. The record is from RefSeq and is a predicted model, not a curated record. The transcript has 7 exons. NCBI's taxonomy places the organism in Eukaryota, Metazoa, Arthropoda, Insecta, Hemiptera, Aphididae. The coding region runs from base 584 to 4684 and encodes 1366 amino acids. Gene Ontology annotation, cellular component: nucleus.
UAAUAAUAAUAAUAGUAAUAGUAAUAGUAAUAGUAAUAAUAAUAAUAAAAUGUAUUAAAUAUUAUAAUUUUUUUUUUUGUAUGCGCACCGCGUCGUGUUUCGUGAUGCUGCCGUCGAGCGUUUUGUAUACCGCCGCACAACCGUGAUUAGAGAUUAGUAGAUUAGUUUUUUUGUACGUACGUGUGUGCGCGCGAUUGUGCGCGUGUUAUUAGAUAUUUUUUAAUUGCCACCGCGUUAUUAUAACACGGUCCGUUGGACGAACAAAUUUUUUUAUAACGCACACGCACACGCAAACGCGAUAAUAACUAUUGAAUAAUGUGUCGCUAUGCACAAUAUUGACUUGUAAUCCACGCGUGUGUACACGACACGCACGGUAUACGUUCGGUGUUUCGAUAAGUUUCGGCUUCUUUGAUUCUGUACGAUGCGCCGUUGUCAAUGUCCGUUUUCAUCGCGUAGCCGUCGUUGUCGCCGUCAAGUUCAUUCCGUUUCGUAGUCGCGAGGUGCCCGCUCGCGUCGUUGCGUUCCGCCGCGCGUUGCACGUCCGAUGAAAAAGCUCUGAGCGCCGUCGUCUCGUCGCGUUCAAAUGGAAUCCAUUGGCCGUUCCGCUAUCAUGGGUAGCAACACCAACACGGCGGUGUCCACCAUUGCCAACGCUACCUCGUCGGCCGUCGUCGGGCUCCUGCUGUCGCACACCAGACCUUCGGUGGCGACCAUUUCGAGCAACACGAAGACCACCGGACUGUGUCACAACGGCAACCAGAGAAUGCCACUGCAACACUGCGCCAACGGUAGCAACGUCAUACAACAUCACCAAUAUACGCCUAUACUAGUGGCGUCGCAGCCGCCGACUUUGGUACCGAUACAUUCUGCUCAGACCGGUUCAAUGUUGCCUGCGUCGCCUCAGCUAAUGCUGUCGACAGCGACUGUCACCACUUCAGGAGUAAUACCGCAGUUUCAACAGCACAAUGGACCACAUCAAUUGGUCACUGCUGCUGCGGCACCUGUAUCCGUCACCCCCAUAGCCAUGCCCUCCUCAAACGUUACCUCCGUUGGCAUGGCGUUGAGUCCCUUUGGUAUAUUGCCACACGAGCGUGUGGUACCACACAACACUCAUCAUCGUCACCAGCACAGAAAACUACAGUGUCCACAGUCUUCUAAAAUCAUUAUGGACAACACUAACAACACUAGUGGCACGCAAAUAUUAACUGCACCAGCCGUCAAUUCGCAGCGUUUUUAUAUCGAACCGACUCAUCCCAGUAAUAAAAUUAAACAAUACGACAGCAUUCAGCCACAGGCGCAGGCACAACCGCAGCCGCAGCCACAGUCACAGCCACAGCAUAGAAUCAAAAUUGUCAAUAGCAUUUCUGAUAAAAGUCUGCCAGUGGUAUCCAAUGCGUAUGUCCCACAACCCUAUGAACAACGUUACCAACCAAGAACUGCGCCUCAACAAGUAGGUUAUUUGUCUGUUAUUACUCGUACAGCAGUGCCAACGACUAAUGGUGUGAUGAAUGACAUAACAGCAAACAAUAAUUAUUACCAAGCACAGCCUUUACCGUUACAAUCGAAGACUCCUGAUAAUCAUGACAGACAAUAUUACCAUUUCGACAAUACGGUCUCUGCUAGCCAAACACCUCAACAGCAACUGGACAACAUUUUACUAAUGGGAACUCCAGUUCAACGUGGUGAUCCUAUGCAUAUUGUUAAAAAUUUACAAUCCAUGCAGACUGAUAUUGAUUGUUAUGGUGUUAAAAAAAUGAUUGACCAACAACCUAGGUUAAUGGCUACUGACAAUGGUAAAACUAUUUCACCAACAAAUUUGUUAGGUAAUAAUAAUAAUAAAUGUUUAAUCGAGCAUCAGCAUCAGCAUCUCCAACAGUUGCCUAAAUCUGCUUUAAUUGACCCGUCAUCAUCCUACAGUGAUCAAUAUUUCAAUAGACGUCAGCCACCUCCUGCACAUCUUCAUCACCAUCAUAAUCAAUCACAUUUACAGCAACAUAUUGUCACUGGUAAUGCCAAAAUGUUACCCACACCUACAUCUCUAACUGUUGUUUCUGCUAAUGGAAAUACAUAUUUAGAUGUACAGCAGCACCAACGUAACCAUCGUUGGAAUUUGGACCAUCAAAAACCACCCAUUGUAUCAACUUCAUCAUGUUUUACUGGAAAUAUUUCUUCUGGGAUAUUUCAUCAGCCAUCACUGCAUCAGCACCAUCAUCAACAACAAUAUAACAACACAGUUCAAUCAUUUAAUGUUCAACCACCUCCGACAAGUGUUAAUCAUCAACAUCAACAUGUUUCACAACCAACCCAUCAUAAUAAUUUUACUGUGUCAUCAGUAGAUCCAACGUAUUAUAGUCCUACAACUACAAUGGUUUCACCUACUGUCACUUCUGUAACCACAACUAGUCCAUCAUUAGCAUUAUACAAUCAAACACAGAAUAAUAAUCAAAGACAACAUAAUAACAUUUUUCAAGACUUCAGUAAUAAUUUGCAAGGUGGGAGUUAUGUUGUAAAUGAUGAUAACAAACCAUUAUGUUUGCCACAUGUUGUCGUCCCUAAUAUUGAAGAGGAAUUGCGUCACCUUUGUGAUGACUCUACUACUACUACUACUACUACUACUACUACAACUGAUACCGAGACAACUGUUACUACUACUAUUACUACUACAACUACUUCUACUACUACUAGGGUUAAACCGUUAAAUAUAAUUACUCAAAAACCUUCAUUUAUUGAUAGUUAUAUUAAAUUUAUACAUGGUGGUACAAGCGGUAUGGCUGAAAAACCAGAAGAUGAAUGUAAUGAUAAAUCAAAAAAAUUAUCAACACUAUUAUUGUCAUCAUCACCAAAACCCAUAUCUAAGCCUUAUGUGCCUUUGCCAAAACCAAAAGUCUUAACAACAACUGAACAGACCUCUCGUAAUGGUUCUGGUGAAGAUAUUAAAAAGACAAAUAAUGUUACAACAACAACAACAGAUGACGAUCCACGAUAUUUUCCAUUGCCUAAAACUUCAUCGAUCGCCGGUUUAAGUGACGAUAGAAGUGAUGGUAGUAAUGGUGAAAACAGUUGGUUGUCAGAUGACGAACAAGAUCAAUGGUGGAUAUCUUCUUCAAAAGCAUCUAGUAAUACAACAGCAACAUCAGUGAUAAAAAAUAAAGUAGAUGUCUUUAGCAAAAAAAAAAAUAGUGGCACCACGAAAAGAAAACGAACUAAUACUGUUGUACCAAUCAAAAAACAAAAAACAUAUCAUAAUAUACAACAACCUAAAAGACAAUUAUCUCACCGAUUGGCUAAAGAAAAAUCUCAACAAUUGCUUAGCAGUUUAAAUGGUGAAUUGGAUGUAGAUGAUAACGAUGCUUUAUCAGAUACUGAUUCUGAUGUUGACCCAGCUUGGAGACCAAACAAUGAUGAUAAUGACAUACCUAAAAUUUCCAAUUCAAUGAAUAGUCGUCAUAAAAAGUACUCAAAAGAGCAAAAUUCAAAUAAUAGUCAUUCACCAUCAACCUCAUCUUCAAUCAAUAAUAAUAAUAACGAUCAUCUAGAUGACUCAACAGUCUUUAAGUCUGGUACAUUUGUUGCCCUAAAACGUCAAUUUUUGGAUAAUGAACAUGUAUAUCCACAACAUUUAUGGAGAGUUGACGGAAAAUCAUUGUUACAAAAAUUUACACGAUGCAAUGAAAAUAAUAUGUACAAGAGUGUAUCAACUUAUACUGGUUGGAGUCCAUCACAUUAUAAUAUGUAUCGUCAAGUUGAUGUUAAAAUUAUUACAUCAGAGAAUAGUGAUAAUAGCAUUCCAAAUAAAUCAUCAACCAUUGAAAUUUUGGUACAAUUAUUACCUGGCAAUAGCAACAAACCUGUUAAAAAUAAUUCUAUUGUCAAGACUACUAGUUCUACUUAUAACCACAUCUCUAAAUUAAAAGUUGAUGCGAUCAAUUCUAAUUUGUCUACAAACUCUUUUGUGGAUGAGCAAAGCGUGAUGCUACGUACCAAUUUUGAUGUGUAUAUCCAAUCAUUAGCAUCACAAGCACUGGACUCAAAUUUUCUUGAAGAAAUUUACCGUGAGAAAGAUCAGUACUUUUUAAGCAAUCUCAGUGCUAUUGAAACAGUAACAGAAACUUGGAAGAAAACAAUAGAUUCUACAAUGUUUAAAGAUGUAGUAACAGAUUUGUCCAAAGUAGAAAAUGUAUGGAUAAUUAUUGCUAAGUAUCCAAACAUGGAAAUUAAUUCGUUAGAUGAAAAAUCAAGGAAUAAUAUCAAUUUGCGCUGUUUGGUAUGUGGCAAUCAGGAAUUAGUGAAGAAACAACAGAAAGAGUUUGUCGAGAUAUGUCUAUCUGGUAUGGAGUACAGUUCUCAGACAUUAAAAAAUAUUAAUUCUAAUACAUUUUCCAAGGCCACGCCAGUAAAGCGAUUUCAUUGCUGUUCUAGCGCUCAGUGCGUAGACAAAUUAACUAUCUUACAUAGUCUUGAACACCUGAAAUAUUAUAUUUACAAAGAAUGUUGCAAACGUGUUACUGCUGAAAGCGAAAAUAGCUGUAAUGAUUCAACUCGUGACACAACCAAUGUUUUAAACCGAUUAUUAGCUGAUGACGAAUGGAUCGAAAAACUGUUUAAUUUGGUAUGCAAUACAUGGUCACAAGCUAAAAGUUUUGUUUCAAAAAACCAAUCAAAUUGCAGAGCAGUUUCGUCUUAGUAAUUUUAUUGGUAUAAUGUAUAUUUUAGGUAUACGAUAUUUUUUAAAAUAUAAUGGUUUACUACUGAAAUAGCCAUUGUCAUAUCAUAGUACCAACAGCCUUUGUUAAAUAUUUAGUGCCUUUAUCCAUUUUAUUAUUGCCAUUGUUAAAUUUUGUAUUAUAUCCAAAUUAUUUCUAAAAGGUUACCUUUGUACUUUUGACAGUUAAAUAUUUUAUUUUUUUACAACAUUAUACACUUUGUAUUUGUUAUUUGUUUUCAUAAACAAAUCAUGUGUUGUCAUAAUUUUAGUAUGCUUACAUGCGUAUAUGUAUGUAUAUGUUACCAUAAAAGACUGUUUACUUGUCAUAACCAAUGGCGCAAUUUCAAUAAUAAAAAAAAAAAAAAAAAAUGGGGUUGAUAAGCGCCCUCAAGCCCUCCACAUUGCGCCUAUGGUCUUAACCUCAAUUUAAUCAAUGUACUUUGGUAUUUAAUAAUAUUACUAAACUGUGUUAGUUAAAGAACAUUGACUCAAAUUUAUAGUGAAUUUGUAUCUUGGAAACAAUUUGAUUUUUAAAAAUAAAUAUAAACUUAUUAAUUAAA